This is a messenger RNA of Medicago truncatula (barrel medic), 1026 nucleotides long. The record is from RefSeq and is a predicted model, not a curated record. NCBI's taxonomy places the organism in Eukaryota, Viridiplantae, Streptophyta, Magnoliopsida, Fabales, Fabaceae.
CACAACACUACUACAAUGGCCAACUCAAACCCAAAGCUCCUUGUGACACAAAACCCCUUCUCUGUUUUCCUUUUAACCUUUCUCUUGUUAAUCACCAAUGUCAAAUCAGACUCAUUUUCUUUCAACUUCCCCAAAUUUGACACCGAUACUAAAAGCAUCAUUAUUGAUGGUGAUGCCAACACAACGAAUGGAGUACUACAAUUAACUAAAAAGGACCAACUUGGCAACCCAUCUCCACACAGUUUUGGCCUCUCCUUCUUCUUGGGAGCCAUCCACCUUUCUGAUAAACAAAGUGGUAAAGUCGCUGACUUUACCACCGAGUUUUCCUUUGUUGUGAAUCCAAAAGGUUCACAACUUCAUGGUGACGGUUUCACAUUCUUUAUCGCAUCGUUAGAUUAUGAGUUCCCAGAGAAAUCAUCCGAUGGUGGAUUCCUUGGACUUUUCGAUAAAGAAUCCGCGUUCAAUACCUCCCAAAACUCCAUUGUUGCGGUUGAGUUUGAUAGUUUUAGAAAUGAAUGGGAUCCUCAAAUCGCAGGUAACUCACCUCAUAUAGGAAUCGACAUCAACACGAUUAGGUCUUCAGCUACUGCUCUAUGGCCAAUCGAUCGUGUACCAGAAGGAUCGAUAGGAAAGGCACACAUAAGUUAUAAUCCUGCCUCGAAAAAAUUGACUGCGCUGGUAACUUAUCUAAAUGGUCCUGUCAUAGAGGAAACUGCUGUAUCUUAUACUGUUGAUUUUGCGGCUAUUCUGCCCGAAUAUGUCCUGGUUGGUUUCUCCGGUGCCACAGGUGAACUUGCCGAAACACAUGACAUUCUUUCAUGGUCUUUCACUUCAAAUUUGUAGAGAGCAUCACAUAUGGAAGAAGAAAAUAAAGUGUGUGUUCAAAGGAUAUUACUAUUGCUAAGUUCUUUUAUGUUUCUAUAGUUAUAAUGUUUAUGUUUCCUUAAUAAGGAUGAACUUAAUGGAUGAUAUGAAUAUGUUAUGAUUAUUAAACAAAUUGUACUUCACUAGAUAAAUAAAGUUUAA